AGGUACAUCGACCCGCUGCUCGGCACCGGCGGGGAUCGUGCGCGGGCGCGGCUGCUGAGGGAGCUCACCGCCAGGCUGGCGCCGGCCUCCGUGGAGGACUCGUUCACGUACUCGGACAAAGAGAAGGUCACAGUCGUGACUGCGCACGAAGUGCUGAACAGCUUGGUGCAGAAAUCCUCGUCGGUGGCCGGGCUGUCGGAUGUCCCCGAGUGGGCCACCGAUGGCUUCGCGACGAUUUGUACGAGAUUGCGCGAGUUGGACCUGCCUGUGCCCGACGCGCCAGAAGAUGUGGUCGGCCUCUACAGGUUCGUGCGCAGGGUGCAUGCGCAGGCAGCGGCCGUGAGGAGCAGAACCUGACCCUGACCAAGGAGAGCAUUCGAGGAGGUGCUCCACUGAGGCGCGCGGACUUCUGCACUGGGGAGGCGCCGGUGCGAAGUCUUGGCCUCCGCGUGCUCUGCCCAUCUGAGGAAGGAGCAGAACGCCCCCCAACUCCGCGUCGCUGGUGGUGGCCGCUGCGGUCCCAACGGCGGCACUCGAUGCGCCCGACGCGCGCUCGCCUUCGGCACAUAUCUGUUCGCCGUGCCCCCGCUCGCCCCGUCGCGUGCGGCCUGUGGGGAAAUAGCCGCCGCAGGAGGAGGAGGAGGACGAGAACGAGGACG
This is a messenger RNA of Prorocentrum cordatum, 659 nucleotides long. The record is from the annotation of a GenBank genome assembly. Lineage: Eukaryota; Dinophyceae; Prorocentrales; Prorocentraceae.